UUGAGAUUGGAUCCUAGUUAACGCAACAUAAACAUUGCCCUCCCACUUCAAACAGCAAGUUGGAGCUUGAUUGUGCAACUGGCCCUCAUUGUGCGAUUUUGUGAGAAACGAAACUAAAUCGAAACUGAACAGCCAUCAACCUUUGCACCUACAACUUUCCUCAGUUUGUGAAGAGAGACGACGGCUACCGUACAAACAGCUAUCAAGAGCGGCCCACAUACAGUGACAGGCAUGCAGACUUGUGUAAUCACGUUCCCUUGGUGCCUUUUGCUGUUGCUGCUUCAUGUCUCUGGGCUCGACUCUGUCUCACUAAGAGGAAGCCUAUUCACGAGGGACAGGACUCCCCUGGAGGGCGACGUGAGGCUGGUGGGGGGGCGAGCGCUCUCGGAGGGCCGAGUGGAGAUUUACCACAGCGGCAAAUGGGGAACGGUGUGUGACGAUGGCUGGGACCUGGCAGAGGCCCAGGUGGUGUGUCGGCAGCUGCAGUUCCCUGCUGCUGAAGCUGCCGUCUCUGGAGGAACCUACGGAGAGGGUUCUGGAUCCAUCUGGCUGGAUGAUAUGGACUGCAAAGGAACAGAAAAAUCCUUAUCCAGUUGUACCUUCAAAGAUUGGGCGUUAACAGACUGCUCCCACAAGGAAGAUGCUGGGGUCGUUUGUGAGACAGGCAGCAAUAUGAGCAGCACAGUCCAUCUGCUGGACCAUCGCCAUGGCCUGUCUGAGGAGCUGGGCCAGCUGUUUGAUUCUGGGGAGGGAUGUGACGUGGACAUCCUGGUCCGGAGUCCUACUGGGAACAGACUGGAUAAUGGGUCCUUAGAGGUGGAGGAGAGGAACAUCUGCAUGCACAGGCUGGUCCUCUUCCUCUUCCCGCAGUUCAAUGUUACCCUUCGAGCCAGGAAAUUCACCAUUGAAGUGAGCCAGUCCUGUCAGACAUAUGUCACUAGCUUCAUCAGGUACCUUUACACUCGUCAGACGGAGGUGACCGUCUCCUCGGCCCACUGCCUCUAUCAGCUGGCCUCCGAGUUUGGGGUGACGCAGCUGAUGCAGGACGUCGGCAGGCUCUUCACUGUGCUGCUCCCUGAGGACAGCACCUUCCACACCCAGGUGGCCCUCUACAAGUACUCUGUGGAGGCUGGGGAUCUCGUGCUCCAGGAGAACUGUCUUCAGUACCUGUCCUGGAACUUUGAGGAUCUGACCAGCUCCCCUGCUUGGAUGGAUCUUUCCGUGAACGCGCUGCAGGCCCUUCUGUCUCGAUCGGACAUGGUGGUGCCAGACGAGGCUUUCCUCCUGCAGGCCCUGGAGAGCUGGAUCUCAGAAAGGAAAAGCUCUGUCGAUCUGGAGAACCAGAAUGCUCUGCUGGGUCAAAUCCGCUUUCCUAUGAUCCCCGCUGAGAAGCUCUACGACUUGCAGUUCACCUCUCAGCUGUACAAGAGCCACGAGAAGCUGUACGGCGACGGCGUGCUGAAGGGGUUCGAGCUUAACGUCUUGCUCAUUGGCAAGCUGAAGAAGAAUGCGGACUUCAAGGGGGAGGAGUUUGACUACCGACCCAGGAUCUACACAGCUGAACCAUGGAGCAUCACCCUCAACAAUACCAAAAAUGAUGGGCCAUACAGGAGACCUAUGUAUAGUCAAGGUUAUUACAGAGGUUAUGAAGAAUUCUACUAUCCGAACACAGCUAAAUCAUUCAGCACUCCUGUCCACAGUAGCCUUGUCUUUCAGAACAACAAGAUCAGCUGGACUGCAGAUGUCUACCUGAAUCGUCAACAAUGUCCAAGUUGUGAGUCGCUUCCCGCAGCGAAACUGUCCACCCAAAAUACCAUCAACCAAAGCACCAUUCGCUACAGUAACAGGCUGCUGAUACUGUGUAAGGAAAAGUAUGUGUCUCAUGUCCAAGACUUCAAGGACAACCUGGCCUUGGUGCCCAAUAACAGUAGCAGCCAGUCAUUGGCCUACCCCUGCCCUGAUGACCAGUAUGCCUACCGCUUUGUAGUGAGACCUGAGUACUUCUAAUCAGAAAGCACUCAGCCCUCUGGGUCCUCAGUUUGCCAUCAAUCAAACAAUUGAAAUCUGUCACCAAUCAAUCACCCAUGUAUCAAUUGUAUUGGGACAGUGGUUCUUUUAGUAGUAGAAAAUAGGCAUUUUAGCAUACAGUAUGUGAUUUACAUUUGUAUAUACUAUUACACUUUGAUUUGUUGCAGGAAAAAAAUCAAAAUGUGAAUUUUUUCUCAUCAGCAUUUAUAUGAAAUUAAUCUGAAUAAAGGCAUUUGAACUAGA
This is a messenger RNA of Osmerus eperlanus (European smelt), 2271 nucleotides long. RefSeq names its product galectin-3-binding protein A-like. Gene Ontology annotation, cellular component: membrane. The record is from RefSeq and is a predicted model, not a curated record. NCBI's taxonomy places the organism in Eukaryota, Metazoa, Chordata, Actinopteri, Osmeriformes, Osmeridae. Bases 232 to 2007 code for a protein of 591 amino acids. The transcript has 6 exons.